Messenger RNA from Oncorhynchus kisutch (coho salmon), 6330 nucleotides. RefSeq names its product pleckstrin homology domain-containing family G member 5. Gene Ontology annotation, molecular function: guanyl-nucleotide exchange factor activity. The transcript has 18 exons. The record is from RefSeq and is a predicted model, not a curated record. Gene Ontology annotation, cellular component: plasma membrane; axon; endocytic vesicle. The coding region runs from base 788 to 4363 and encodes 1191 amino acids. Gene Ontology annotation, biological process: endothelial cell migration; Rho protein signal transduction. NCBI's taxonomy places the organism in Eukaryota, Metazoa, Chordata, Actinopteri, Salmoniformes, Salmonidae.
CCUGAAUGAAUGGAAUACUUUUUUUUGAUGGUUGAAAAUCGGAGGGACAGACUGUGAGACUAGGCGGGGAAUUACGUCGCCGACUUCAAGUUGCUUCACUUGCGCGAAUGCAAUGUAGAAGAAGUCAAUGGACGAAAAUUGCAACAGAGUAGUCUGUGCUUCUUUCACCUAUGGUAUAAUAGACGAUUAAAAUAAAUAGUAGUAUUAUCGUGAGCUGGUGAGAGGGAGGGGUGAACGCUACGGUGGUUGGACAGUUCAAGCCUAUUUAGGACGUGGAUGUCGAAAAUAAUGAUUUUCGUGCAGCAACAGGUUACUGCUGCAUAGUGGAGUAAACCAUAACAGCGUGUCCUUUUGUCAUAUUGCAGAAUUUACCUUUAGGCGGUGUUUAUUACUUGUGUGAGACCUAUUCUGCACCAGUCAGCCAUUAGCCUAUUCCAUUUUGGUGGAGACUGAGUCAGCCGUGUGACAGGUUAGUUUAUUCACGAAAGGUUGGAUUUAUUUCAAUGCAUUGAUUUUUAACAGGUUGACUGCAGUGCUCUCAAGCUAACUUAUUUACAGAGAAAGAAUACACGAGCACGCACGGCGUUCCAAAAAAAGAAGACAGUGGUUUUAGGCGAAAUGGAGAGUGAUAAAAUGGCACAUUAAUGUUAAAUGCAAACUUCAAGACCAGACCAUCGGAAUCUACCAUUCAUUGAGAACAGACAUGAAGACGACCAACCAUAGGUGAUCUUCUCCUCUGGGGUGUUGUUGGUGAGUUUUCAGGCGAAGAACCAAAAACAGGACUUAAAUGGUUCCAAACAAGUGGACCAUGAAUUCAGUUCUACAGCACAAGUCACCGCCAAGGAGUUGGCUUCGUCUCCGACUACGACUCCAUGAGAAGCCCGUUCAGGAGGAGGACUGGGUGGUGUGCCAGCACGCUGAAUGCCCCGACCGUCGACGAGCCUCGAAGGUGUGCCACCACUUGGACUGCCAGGACCUGAACAACAAGAGCCCACUUAAUUUGUGUGAGUCAUGUGACUCCCGCUGCCACCUGGAAGACACAGACAACAUGCACUUUGACCGACACCCCCGCUUUGACCUGCAACCCCAAGGUUCCAUCCUGGCCCGGAAUGUGUCGACGCGCUCCUGCCCCCCCCCCACCAGCCCCCCCUCUGAUCUGGAGGAGGAGGAUGAAGGGGCCAACAACCAAGGGGAGCGUAAAACUGGUGGUCUGAAGUUGGUGAAGAAGAAACCACGGCGACGGCACACAGAUGACCCCAGAAAGGAGUGCUUCAGCCUCAAGUUUGAUCUGAACGUGGACAUUGACACAGAGAUCGUCCCCGCUGUGAAAAAGAAGACCCUGAGGGAGGUGCUGGGCCCUGUGUUUGAACGAAAAGGUAUUGAGUUAUCCCGGGUAGAUCUGUUCCUAGACCAGUCCAACACUCCGCUGUCCCUCAACUUUGAGGCCUACCGCUUCGGGGGCCACUAUCUCAAGGUCAAAGCACGGCCAGGUGAUGAGCUGAAGGUGGAGCAGGGAGUGAAGGACCUGCGCUCGCUCAGUCUGCCCAACAUGAAACCCUCCUCUGGGGUUCAGAGCCCCUACAUCCUCACUGCAGGCAGCGAGAGGGUGGAGCACGGCUCUCUGGGACGCAUGAAGAGCAACGUUGACCUACUGGUCAGCGCAGCCUCUACUACAGGUCAGGCGCGUCGCAGGAAAAACAUGACAGAGUUCCUUGGGGACGCCAGCAUCCCGUCUCCGGACUCCUUGGCCGGGCUGAGCGGCUCUCUGCCAGGCGUAGGACCUGGACCGGACAGCUGGAAGAACCGUGCAGCCAGCCGCUUCUCUGGCUUCUUCAGCUCCAACGCUGUAGCAGGGGCUUUCGGAAAGGAGAUGGACCGCAUGGAGCAGCUCCAGAAUAAGCUGCAGUCGUACACUCUUUUUGGCCUUCCCAAGGUUCCUCCUCAGCUGUCCUUCCACCAGGACUCCUGGGAAGAGGAAGAAGAGGAGACAAGCUUUGCACUGGAGGACAGCUGGACGCAGCUACUGGACCAUCCUGAGACUUUGACCAGACGCCAGUUCCAUCAGCAGGAGGCUAUCUGGGAGCUUCUGCACACUGAGGCCACCUACAUCAAGAAACUACGAGUCAUCACUGAUUUGUUCCUGUGUGGGCUUUUGAACCUACAGGAGAGUGGUCUGCUGACAGAGGUGGAGCCAAUGCGUCUCUUCAGUAACAUCCAGGACAUCGUGCGUCUACACACUGCCCUUUGGAGCCAGGUGAUGCUGCCCGCCCUGGAAAUUGCUCGGCAGGCCAGGACCCUUCUCAACCCUGUUGACCUCCACCAUGGCUUCAGGACCUUUGGCUCCCGUUUCAAGCCCUACAUCCGUUACUGCAUGGAGGAAGAGGCCAGCCUGGAGUACAUGAGAUCACUACACAGGGACAACGAGCUCUUCAGGAUCUACGUCACGUGGGCUGAGACUCAUAAGCAGUGUAAUCGUCUUAAGCUGGCUGACAUGCUGGCCAAGCCCCACCAGAGACUCACCAAGUACCCCCUACUGCUGAAGGCUGUCCUCAAGAAGACUGACGACUCAUCAUCCCGCGACGCCGUCAGCAGCAUGGUGGCGUGUGUGGAGGGCUUUAUCAACAGUGUGGACUCUCAGAUGCGUCAGCGGGAGGAGCGGCAAAAGCUAGCCACCAUCUCUGGACGCAUUGACUCCUACGAAGCAGUGGAGGGGAGCAGCGAAGAGGUGGAGAAGAUACUGCGUGAGUUUAACUGCUUUGACCUGAUGGCUCCUAUGAGAGGCACAUCACCAGAGGAGACCAGACAACUCCAUCUAGAGGGGGCACUGCGCAUGAAGGAGGGAAAAGACAGCAGGAUGGACGUCUACUGCUUCCUCUUCACGGACCUGCUGAUCAUCACCAAGCCAGUGAAGAAGGUUGAGAAGGUCAAGGUGAUCAGACAGCCACUCCUCAUCCACAAUGUUGUCUGCAAGGAACUCAAGGACCCUGGGUCCUUAAUUAUCAUCUACCUCAAUGAGUUCAAGAGUGCCGUGGCAGCCUACACAUUCCAGGCCAACAGCGCCACCCAGGGGCGAAGCUGGGUAGAUGCCAUCUGCAAUGUCCAGAACCAGCUCGAGAGACUGCGGACUGAAGAGGUUCUCAGGCAGCAGACCACCUUACAGCACCGGCUACAUGGAGAGGAAGAAGAGGAGGAGGUAGACGAGAGUAGCAACUCCACCGCCAGCUCUCCCGGCACAAGGCACAAAGACGAGCAGGGACCAAGUCAUUCGGACGGCUCCACAGAGACCCUGUCAGUCAUGGACAUAGGAGAAGACUUAGGAGGGCACCCAGACCCCUCCGCCCCACACACAGACCCAGGCGGACCCUUAGAGAAAAGCCCAGACUCAAGCAUAGUUACCCCACCUACUGGCCCUGAGCCCCUGCACUGCCACCCUGCUAGCCCCCUGGACCCAGACCGGGACCCUGAGCAAGAGCAGGAGGGGGGUCUGGAGGGAGGGGAGGGUCAGCUGGAACCUCAGUGUCGCUCUCUGUCCAUGGAUAGUGCCUACGGUACCCUCUCCCCAGAGUCCCUCUUGAGAGAGCUGGACCUGCAGACACGGCCAGGCCAGAGUGAUGGCGAGGAGACCGAAGAGGAGGGAGAGGUGGAGAGCCACGAUGUGGGUGUGAAGUUGGACAAGAAGGUGGAAAUGGAACUGGUAGAGGAAGGAGGAGAGGAAGAGGAUUCAACCUCUGUUUGUUCCCAGCUGUUAGUGGUUCAGUCUCUGAAGCCUCGGCGACGCCCCCCGGUGACUCCCCGCCUCCACUGCUUCCAGAGCCGAAACAUCAAGUCCCGUUCAGAGGACAACCUCCUACAGCUUUUCCACGACAGCGUCUCUGUCUCCUGGAUACACACCCGCAGCCCUACAGUCCAGGAACAAUCAGAACACAGGAGAGAACAGGCGGAUUGCCUGGCCCAUAGUAAGAGCCUAUCAGAACUUGGCCGAGCCCGUGACCUCACUGGGCUGUUUCAGAUUGACCUCGACUCAGAACUGACUGAUGAUGACUUCCUCACCCUGAGCAUGCCCUCUAGUAAGCUAUGUGACACCCUGAGGAGGGCAGAAGCCCGCAAGAGGGCUCUGGGUGCAGCUGAGGCCUGCGAAGGCAGCAGGAGCCUGGCCAACAGUAGCGGCUCAGCGGUGGCGCUAUCUGGAGGACAGGAAGGGAAGUGCAGUAAGUCGUUGACAGCCGGUGGCCCAGAGGAGCAGUCAUUUGCCAAAAGCAGAAAGUCCCCGGCCCAGCAGCACAAGAAGCUGACCCUUGCCCAGCUCUAUAGGAUACGCACCACCCUAGUGCUCAACUCUACGCUCACCGCAUCGGAGGUGUAACCACUGGCAGACAACCAACCAACUAGUGACACCUGAGAAUGAAGAGGAACCACACUUGGUGGUGUCUGCAUGGAGGGGACUGAAUUCCUUGACACAAAUGCACUCUCUCAGAUGCCUUUUCCCUUUACAUUGCCUGUUGGACAGUGUCUGCUGCACAGUUUUGCUAUCUGACAAUAAGAAUAUUAUUUGCUGUUGCAUUUGGUUUCAGUUUAUUGCGAGGGGAAAGGCAGAGAGACAUUUAAAUGCUUGCACUUUGAAAUGGACGGACAUAGCGUUGAGGGGAGCCGAGGCUGGGACCUUUGGGUGGACUGGACAGUUACUGGUGUGGGGUAACACUCUACCGGCCACCCAAUUUAAAGGAGACUGUAAGAGGGGUCGUCCAGGCAUAGAUCUACCUGCUUCACUCUGCUAUGGACCGGACUGGAUCAGAGAAGAUGUAAGAAAGGCUUGGAUGGCCCAAAAACUCUUAACUCUUAAGUUAUGAAUAAAAAGUGAACAGUUCCCGAAAUAUACCUGCUCUGUAGAAUGUGGUUGAAAAUACCAGCUCUGUAGAAUGUGGUUGAAAAGUCCGGCUCUCUAGAAUGUGGUUGAAAAUUCCGGCUCUCUAGAAUGUGGUUAAAAAUAACUUUUCUCGUGAAUGUGGUUGAAAAUAACGUCUCUCUAGAAUGUGGUUAAAAAUACCGGCUCUCUAAAAUGUGGUGGUUGAAUUGCAGCAUUUAGGAUGUCAUGGUAUUUGUACUCCUCCUGGUUCACUUUUGACAAAACAAUACAUGUUGCACAAUGGUAUCUUUGUGUUAAAUAGAAGAAUCACAAAGGGAAUUACUUUACAUUCACAGUGCACACUUUGAAUUUGCUAUGUGUGUGUGUGUGUGUGGGGGGGGGGGGGGGUGUUAUGUCUGUGUUUGAAUUAAACAUUGUCCUAAACUGAACCAAAAAUACUUCCUUCAUGAUUUCCAUCCUCUGUGAGUAAUGCCAACAUACCCAAAGAUGUAAAGACCUGACAAGCCAGUAGAUUUCAAACUAAAGGUUAACUUACAAGUGUUCAAACAACCAUAACAAACAGAACAUAAUAUAUUACUGUAUGUUAUCAACUGCUGUGUGUUUUCAAAUGUACACAGGCAACUAUUACAUUUUCAAAGUGGCUGCGUUUAAGACAUGGAGUAUUCUCUGGGCUUUGUAUUUUCUACUGGGCUGCUGCAGCCAUUUUUUUUCAAUGAAUAGUGGUUGUAUGAUUUAACUAUGAGAUGAUGAUGAUCUGGUUUUCCAUUCUCAGAUGAACCCUUGGUUAUUGGGUGGAAUGGAGUUGUUUUGAGGAAACAUUACUGCACCAAUGUAGAACGAUGUGAGCAUGCACUCACAACCUGCAGCCUACAUUAGAACAAACAGCAGCAGGUAGAAUGUGGUGAUUGUAAAAAAGCAGUCUACACUAAAAAGUAUUCCAUGUCAUGAUGAGCUUGGAGCACUUUUUGAGACAUUGUAUAUUUUGUGUUUAUUUAAUGUACAGUAACUUAGAAACUGAAAACAAUGGUUUGGGGUUGCAUAUUAUUCAUGAAUGAGUUUUCUUUGAAUGGUUUUCUGUCCACACUAAUAGGAGAAGUGAUUUGGCGGGAGCAUUGACCACCAUAGUAGACUAACAUGGUCUAACUGACAUGCAGCUUGUUCUUAUUGAUGAUUUAAUGAGUUGUCGAAAAACCCUCCUUGUCAAGUGUUUCCCAAACUAAAUAGUUUAACAUUUGUUUACUUCUUGUUUUUGUUUAUUUGUAAUAAUUUAUUACGCUUGCUAUGUUUUUAUAUAUAUAUAUAUAUAUAAAUUCUUUGAUUUUAUGACUUGUACAUUUUGUCUUAAUAUUUUGUUUCUUGUUUUUCAUAUCAUGAUGAAUGAUGAAUCUACUAUGAACCAAAACCAUUUGUUUUCCCUUUCAGGAAUGUCUCUAAAGUGUCUUACCAAAUAAAAAAUGAUCAUCAAA